AAUCGAUAUCUAUCGAUAAGUUUUUUUUUAAUACCACAUUUAUUAGCUGGAUCUGGCAACGGUGGCCGUUGAUGCAACACAUCUUUACACAAAUUAUAAAUAAAUAAUUUAUUGUGACAUAAACCCGCCAUGCUAUCACUAAAAACAGUCUCCCAGCUCUUCAAGCAAACCCUUGCGUCGGGCAACAUAGCAAUUGUCAACACAGCCGGUCUUAAAUACUUCGCCCCGCCGAUCAAAUAUAAGAAUGUGGAACAGCCGGAGAGACCCAAGUUGAGGAUCAUGGAACGCCAGCCCCAGCUGCCGCCAAACAUCCGUCCACCGAAGAUGCAGAAACGCCUGCGAUACAUGCGCGGUCCGGAGAUGGUGCACAACACCCUGCUCCACAAGCAGUACGCAAUCGUGGCCACUGGCGGAGGGCGUCUGCGCUGGGGUCACUACGAAAUGAUGCGUCUGACCAUAGGACGCAAGAUGAAUGUCAACACUAUGUUCGCCACAUGGCGAAUUCCCGCGCCCUGGCAGCCGAUCACCAAGAAGGGACAGGGCCAGCGAAUGGGCGGCGGAAAGGGUGCCAUCGACCAUUACGUGACCCCAAUCAAAGCCGGUCGUGUCAUUGUCGAGAUCGCUGGCAAGUGUGAGUUCGUUGAGGUCAAGCGGUUCCUGCAGCAGGUGGCCAACCAGCUGCCCUUCCAGGCCACUGUCGUUUCUCAGGAGAUGCUCGACGAACAGAUCGCCGCUGAGGAAGAGCACGCCCGCCAGAAUGAGAACCCAUUUACCAUGAAGUACGUGAUCCAGAACAACCUCAACGGCUGCCACCGUUGGCUCUCGCCCGUGGACCACAAGUGGUUCGGCAAACACCUGUAGACGUACACAGGUACAGGUUCAAAAAAUAAAGCAAUCAUUUGUUAAUCUGUUAUGAAA
This is a messenger RNA of Drosophila erecta, 918 nucleotides long. It is a transcript of the gene mRpL16, whose product is annotated as 39S ribosomal protein L16, mitochondrial. Lineage: Eukaryota; Metazoa; Arthropoda; Insecta; Diptera; Drosophilidae. The record is from RefSeq and is a predicted model, not a curated record. The transcript is spliced from 3 exons. Gene Ontology annotation, biological process: mitochondrial translation. Gene Ontology annotation, molecular function: rRNA binding; structural constituent of ribosome. Bases 130 to 861 code for a protein of 243 amino acids. Gene Ontology annotation, cellular component: mitochondrial large ribosomal subunit; ribosome.